AUGUCUGCGCCCGAGAUACCCAUGGAGGACGCGGGCGCUGAGGAAGCAGGAGCGGCCAGCAUGGCCUUGCCCGCCCACGACCACUUGCGCAGCCUGAAGGCGCUCACGGAGAAACUGAGGCUGGAGACCCGAAGGCCCUCCUACCUGGAGUGGCAGGCCAGGCUUCAGGGGCCCAGCACCAGGCCAGUAGCCCCAGAGGAUGAGGAUGCCCCUCUGGACAGGAGCGGUCCCCUUCUGCCCCGGCCUCUGAGUUCCAGCAAGCUGCAAGGCUUCCAGAGUGUGGACGAAGCUCUGGGCUGGCUCCGGAGAGAACUGGCCGAGAUGCGGCUGCAGGACCAGCAACUGGCGCGCCAGCUCAUGCGCCUGCGCAGUGACAUCCACCAGCUAAAGGUGGAACAGGCGUGCGACCAGCACCGGCGGAUGCUCAACCAGGCCACCUGCGAGCUGGAGGAGUGCGACGAGCUGUCGGACCUGCUGUGCGACUCGCUGCUCGGCCCCGCCUUCAGCCUCUCGGCGCCGCUCAAGCUCCUGGGGGUGACCAAGAUGAACCUCAACUCUCGGAGGUUCUCUCUCUGCUGAGGGUCCUGGGAGA
Molecule: messenger RNA, 592 nt
Organism: Suncus etruscus (white-toothed pygmy shrew)
Lineage: Eukaryota; Metazoa; Chordata; Mammalia; Eulipotyphla; Soricidae
Gene: FAM167A
Product: family with sequence similarity 167 member A
Exons: 2
Coding region: 1-579 (192 amino acids)
Source: RefSeq, a predicted model, not a curated record